AUGCAUAAGGCUUCGACGUGUGGAAGAUUUCACGGAUCCCAUGGAACCAGGAGGCCCCGUACUGCGCGUUCUACGCUGGCCGUUCUUGGCAGAGGCAGCGCUGUGGCAGCUACUGCUGUUGCCGUCGUGAGUGUAGCUGGAUGGGCUGUGCAGCAGAUGUUUCCGGAGCGAUCUCGAACAUGGCCUGUGCUGCGCUGUGCGAAUGCGGCUGCUGCGCUUGCUGCCCUGAGCGUAGACUACAAAUUGUUGGGAUGGUGGGACAUGCGUGCCUGCCACAGGAGGAGUGCGCGUCGCCUCGUGAAGCUGGCGGAAAGAAACCGUGGAGUGUACGUGAAGCUGGGUCAGCAUGCAAGUGCCAUGGAAUAUCUGCUGCCGGUGGAGUACACCCAGCAGUUGCAGCAGCUGCAGCGCAACAUGCCUCCUUCCUCUAUGGCGCAAGUUGAGGAAGUCCUCAAACAGGAGCUCAAGCUCGACCGGCUGGAUGCGGUAUUUCAAGAAUUCGAAGAGGCUCCUGUGGGUGCCGCCUCACUAGCUCAGGUACACUACGCAGUGCUGACAAACGGCGAGCCCGUUGCUGUCAAAGUGCAACACGCGGAUGUGCGGGCGCUCGCCGAGGCAGACACCCGAGUUGUAGAGAUCCUCACAAAGGUGGCGUCCAGGAUCUUUCCAGAAGUCAGGUUCGAGUGGCUUGUCGAGUUGCUUCGGGAAAACCUUCCGGCUGAGCUGGAUUUUAGGAAGGAGGCGGCAAAUGCUCGGAGGUGCCGCCUGCUAUUGCAGGAAGGUUCUUCUACCUUUGAAUUCUCGCUGCCCCGAGCAUCAGUGGUCCGCUCAGUGCUCACCCAACUUGCAGCUUGGGCAGUAUCUCGUCUGUGGCUUUUGGAUCCGCAAAAGGAUGCCUCCAAGGAGAAGACUGGAAAAGUGCCGCCGAAGGGUAAAGGCUCUACCCGAGCGGUGUUAUUCUCUUCUCCAGACGCUGAGUCGCACGCAACGGCAUCACUGCAAAGCCACCAGAGGCCCCUUUCACCCACCGCCGAAACGCAGCAUCCGGAAGGCGCUACCCCACAAGCUCCCGUCUCGCAUUACGAGGUGGAGUUGUACGUUCCCCGCGUCUACAACAACUUGACAACCUCCAGAGUACUGGUGAUGGAGCGCUGCGAAGGGGUCCCUGUAGACGACCUCCGAGGUCUUGUGGCGCAAGGAAUACAUCCACUGGCAGUCUCGGCUGCCUUGUCUGAGCUCUACGGUCGAUUGAUCUUCGACCUUGGAUUUGUGCAUGCUGACCCGCAUCCUGGGAACGUCAUUGUGCAUCUUGAAGGGUGCCCCCUUCAGAACAAGGACGCUGAACAACAGCGGCGAUCACUGCGGCUUUUGCUGCCCUCCCUCACCAGGGGGGGGGCAUCAGCUUUCUCGCAAAAUAUAAACUCGAGGCCACGGGGAGACAUUGGAGCCGUGACAGCUUGCGCCAAUGAGUUUGGCGUUAGCAAACUGGCGGGCUUGCUGGCCGUUAUUCUCAGCUUAAGGAGCGAGGAGAGUAUCAAUUCAGGCCUGCAGCUUUCGCGGAAGUCACCCGAGUAA
Molecule: messenger RNA, 1575 nt
Organism: Cyclospora cayetanensis
Lineage: Eukaryota; Apicomplexa; Conoidasida; Eucoccidiorida; Eimeriidae
Exons: 7
Coding region: 1-1575 (524 amino acids)
Biological process (GO): lipid homeostasis; mitochondrion organization
Cellular component (GO): mitochondrial inner membrane
Source: RefSeq, a predicted model, not a curated record